This is a messenger RNA of Chionomys nivalis (European snow vole), 990 nucleotides long. It is a transcript of the gene Kcnk17, whose product is annotated as potassium two pore domain channel subfamily K member 17. Gene Ontology annotation, molecular function: potassium ion leak channel activity. Gene Ontology annotation, cellular component: membrane. Lineage: Eukaryota; Metazoa; Chordata; Mammalia; Rodentia; Cricetidae. Gene Ontology annotation, biological process: stabilization of membrane potential; potassium ion transmembrane transport. The transcript is spliced from 6 exons. The record is from RefSeq and is a predicted model, not a curated record. Bases 1 to 990 code for a protein of 329 amino acids.
AUGUGCGGACCACGAUCUCCUGAGGCACCGUGUUCGGCCCGGGUGUGUCGGACACCAGGCACGGGGCUCCUUCUGCUCUCCUACCUAGCUUACUUGGUGCUGGGCGCCGGUGUGUUCUGGGCACUGGAAGGUCGUGCGGCCCGGUAUUCCAGCCACAUCUUCCAGCGCGACAAGUGGGAGCGACUAAAGAACUUCACACGUCUGGAUGACCCAGCGCUGGAUCAGCUGAUCCGGGACAUCAUUCAAGCAUACAAAGAUGGGACCCAGCUCCUGGGCAGUACCACCAGCAUGGGGCGCUGGGAGUUUGUGGGCUCUUUCUUCUUUUCCGUGUCCACCAUCACUACCAUUGGCUACGGCAACCUGAGCCCAGAGACCAUGGCUGCCCGUCUCUUCUGUAUAUUCUUUGCCCUCGUGGGGAUCCCACUCAACCUGGUAGUGCUCAACCGACUGGGCCACCUUAUGCAGCGAGGGGUGCAUCGAUGUGUCCAGUGGCUGGGAGGCAGCUGGCAGGACCCAGCGCAGGCACCGUGGCUGGCAGGCUCCGCGGCGCUGCUCUCUGGCUUCCUGCUCUUUCUGUUGCUGCCUCCGCUUCUCUUCUCCCACAUGGAAGGCUGGAGCUACAUGGAGAGCUUCUACUUCGCCUUCAUCACUCUCAGCACCGUAGGCUUCGGUGACUACGUGAUCGGGAUGGACCCCUCUCGGAAGUACCCUGUGUGGUACAAGAACAUCGUCUCCCUAUGGAUCCUCUUUGGGAUGGCCUGGCAGGCCCUGAUCAUCAAAAUGAUCCUGUCCUUGCUCGAGAUGCCAAGGGACAUGUGCACCUGCUCCCUACGCUGCAUCAAGGGCCCAAGCUGGAGGCAGGGCCAAGAAGGAGAACGUGGGGUCCAAUCGCCGGGCAUCACAUCUGGAACCUUCCGCUCAGGCUAUGCGCCAUCUGCAAUGCUGGCGUGGUGGCAAGAGCCCCAGCAGCCGUACUGCACCCUGAAGUAG